CGCGAGAAGGACCGGGACCGAGAACCGAAGGUUCCCACCAGAUCUAUCUCCCCAUCACCUGUUCCUACUGUUCCCCCGGUGCACUCGAGGCACCGCCGCUCUCGCUCCGCGGGGGCGGAGAGAUGGGUAGACCAUAAACCAUCUGGUAGUGUGGAGACCGAGACGGUCAUGCAGCCUCAUGUCCCCAACGCCAUCAAAGUAUCUGUGGCUAGCGAAAAGGCGUUGGCAAAGUGCGACAAGUACAUGCUGACACACCAGCAGCUGGCCUCCGAUGGGGAGAUGGAAACUAAACUCAUUAAGGGUGAUGUCUUUCGGACUCGAGGUGGAGGUCAGUCUGUACAGUUCACAGACAUUGAAACCCUCAGACAGGAGUCUCCUCCCGGAAACGGCCGCAAGAGGAGAUCCUCUGAAACGAAUCGGCCUCCACCGGCAGAAAGUACAGAAUCGGAGUGGACAGAUGUGGAGACCAGAUGCUCUGUGGCUGUGGAAAUGAGAGCCGGCUCCAAUCUGGGCCCCGGGUACCAGCACCACGCUCUUCCCAAGCGCAGGAAACCUUGA
Staurois parvus is the source of this 558-nucleotide messenger RNA. NCBI's taxonomy places the organism in Eukaryota, Metazoa, Chordata, Amphibia, Anura, Ranidae. The record is from the annotation of a GenBank genome assembly.